This is a messenger RNA of Pyrgilauda ruficollis (rufous-necked snowfinch), 634 nucleotides long. Its product is annotated as putative transferase CAF17, mitochondrial. The record is from RefSeq and is a predicted model, not a curated record. Gene Ontology annotation, cellular component: mitochondrial matrix. The annotation marks the transcript as partial. Gene Ontology annotation, molecular function: protein binding. The transcript has a single exon. NCBI's taxonomy places the organism in Eukaryota, Metazoa, Chordata, Aves, Passeriformes, Passeridae.
UUUAUUAUUUCCAUUCUAGCUCAGCCUAGCCUCUGCUCUAGGUCAGAUCACACAAGGCACCAACCUGCUGCCUUUGUUCUCUCCCUAGGAAUCCCCGAAGGGGUGAAAGAUCUCCCCCCUGGAGUGGCCCUCCCCCUGGAAUCCAACCUGGCCUUCAUGAACGGCAUCAGCUUCACCAAGGGCUGCUACAUCGGGCAGGAGCUGACGGCCAGGACGCACCACAUGGGCGUGAUCCGCAAGCGCCUGCUGCCCGUCAGCUUCCCGGGGCCCCUUCCCCGUGCCGGCAUUCCUGAGGGUGCCGAGAUCCUCACCCAGGCAGGGAAACGUGCUGGGAAGUUCCGUGCUGGAGGAGGAGAGCUGGGCAUAGCCCUGCUGAGGCUGGCUCACCUCCACGAGCCGCUCUGCGUCCCCCUGGCAGGGGACAGGGUGGAGCUCAGAGCCACCACGCCCGAGUGGUGGCCGAAAGGUGCUGCUAAGUAGGUGAGGGAGCAGUUUAGGGAGAGGUUGGGUUGGGGAUUUGGGAAUGCUGCUGUUCAGGGGAGGGGUCUUGCAGGAUUCCUCAAAUUGGGAUAAACAGCGGGAACCCAAAGCUGUGGCAGAUCACUGGGGUGGAUCUGCCGUGGGGAGACAAAUC